Messenger RNA from Lolium perenne, 1151 nucleotides. The record is from RefSeq and is a predicted model, not a curated record. Lineage: Eukaryota; Viridiplantae; Streptophyta; Magnoliopsida; Poales; Poaceae.
UUACAGUGUUAGUGCUAGAUGAUAUGCUAGUAGUCAGUGCAUAUUUUUUUGUGUGUCUGAUUGUUUGCUUACCACAUUAUGAUUAGGUAGAUUGUAUUUCGUAUAGUAAUUGUGUAGUUUCUUGUGUGUUAUAGCUUGUGUCCCUCAUUUCCAUGGAGAAGGCAAUUUGGGAUGCACACUACGUUCGCUUUUUUUGCGACAUUUGUAUGGAGGAAGUCAAUGCAAACAAUAGGGAUGGAGGUUGUUUGAGUAGGAAGGGGUACAAGAAUCUUGAGGAUAAAUUUGCCGAGAAAACGGGAAAAAGGUUAACAAAGAAGCAAUUUAAGAACAAAUGGGAUUCGUUAAAAAAGGAAUACACCGGUUGGAUGGAGUUGCUAAAUGCAACCGGGCUAGGUUGGGAUUCGGAAACAAAAACUAUGGAUGCAGAUAAUGAUUGGUGGCAGACUCACCUACAAUAUCGUCCUGAGCAUAUCAAGUUCAGAUAUGGACCACCCGCCAACUUGACACAACUUGAUGUCAUGUUUAAUAAGGCUCAUGUCACCGGAGAAUCUUCGGCCAUCCCGGGGGAAGAGGAAAUGGGAGCGGACAAGGAAGCUGCAAUUCCAGUGGAUGAUGACGAUGAUGCGUCCAAAAAAACACCAAACUUCGUGAAGCGCCUCAAGUUUAGUGGUGGAGAGAAGGAGAAAGAGAGCCCCUUUUACAGGGACUACAAAACAGCCUUGACUAGCCUUGUUUCAUUUGGAAGGGGGGAUGCUGGAGGUUCAAGCGGCAUGGGUGACUCUGUCCCAAAAAUUAUCAUUGCUUGUUGUGUGCUUCACAAUUUCAUUAGAGACUCCAACUUGCGUGAUAAACAGUUUGAUCGAUGUGAUGCUGAUGAGGAUUACAUGCCCAAGGCCCAGAGGCAAACAAUUACCUUGCCUAGUGAUCAUGUGUCGGCUGAACUACACACAAGAGGCAUGAACGGAACACGUGACGACAUUGCCAACACGUUGUUCAUUUCUAGACAACGGAGGAAUUAGCUAGUAUAAUGCAGUGGAAAUGUAUUUUGGACAAAUAUAUUCCUAAUGGUUAUGUAAUGACAAUUGUAUGGCGACUUGAAUUUUAGAUGCAUAUUCUAUUUAUUACACGUGAAGCAGCGACAGUACACCUUU